AUGGCAGAUUUUGUGGAGGAGCCUCGUGUGGUGCAGUCUGAGAACCACGGAUGGCAGAAGGUGACUAAUGUUAAGAAGCAGCGUCGCCAGGAACAGAAAGACUCAAAGAAGCCGUCAGCUGCAGGAAAAUCCGCAGGUGGGAAAGGGUCGAUCGGCCAAUCCGUGUUUUCUUCGCUGGAGGAUGAAUCUAAGCAGAGGAGAGCGAGGAUCGAAGCUCGCGCAGCAGCUGCUGCAGCAGCUGAGCGGGAAGCGGAGCGUGCAGAGUACGACGCUGACGAUGACGAUGAUGAUGAUGAGGAGAGGGAAGCCAAGGCCCCAGCAGCAGCAGAGCCUAAGAAGCCUAAGAAACCUAAGAAGCCCAAAGUUACCGUUCUGGAGGCUGCGACAGCGAUCAAAGUGGACGAAUUGUCCGCGUUCCUUGUCGAGAUCUCGGAAUCCUUCGCAGGCAUGCCGGAUGUGCAGCUGAUGCGUUGUGCGGAUUUCUUCGCACGAGCCUUCAGCGCGGUGCUUCCAUCGCAGCUCAACAUCCCCAAGAUCAUCCGAGAUUCCAGCUUGGCCAAAGCCCUUGACGAGGUUCGCACAACCGCCUCUGAAUGGCUGGCGGAGCGGCCUGCGGACGCGCUGGCGAAGUUUCUGGUUACCCUAGUGCGAUCGGCGCUCGAGGAUGUGCUGCCAGUCGGCAAGGUGGCCAAGGGAACCGCCGCACAGCCGCUGACGCCGCCCAAGGCCAAGGUGGGCAUGCUGGUGCUGCUGGUGCUGCUGCUGCGGCGACGGCCGGACGUGAUGCUACAGGCGGCCGACUCCAUCCGCACGGACCCUGGCUGCCUCGGCCAGGACAGGCUGCCCGUGCUCGCCUGGAUGUACGGCCAGGUGGCAGUGGUGGAUCUGGUAUCGGGCAUGGCGCUGCUGGUCAGCAACCUCAUGCCCUUCACAUCGGGCAAGCAGGGCUCGCCUGUGGGCCGCGACGUCACUCUCACCUACUUCCAAACCGUGCUGCUGCGCGGCAACGAGCGCAAGGCGAGGGCGGUGCUGCUGAACGGGGCGUUCCGCAAGGGCGAGCGGCUGGUGCCCUACUCCACGCUCGACCAGUUCCUGCGCCUCGCCUUCCCCCCCGCCUCUGCCCGCACCAAGGCCACCGACCGCUUCACUGCACUCUACCCGCUUCUUAAGGAUAUCACGCUCGCAGGCUCGGGCCGAACCAAGUCCACCAAGGCUGUUGCCACGAUGCUGCUUCCGCUGAUGUUCCGAGCCGCAGGGGAAGAGCCUGAAGCGCUCGCCCAGGAGGCGAGCAGCCUCUUCGUAUGGUGCUUGGCAGAGAACCCUGACUGCUACCUGCAAUGGGAGCGGCAUCAUGCGGAGGACCAUGCCACGAGCACACUCCUGCUGACCUAUGUGCUGCGCUCAUGGCCCACUGUCAAGACGCAGCUCGCGCCCUUUGACCCUCUGCGCAAGUUCCUUGCCUCCAUUCGCAAGAAGCACAUUGCGGCAUUGGAGGAGUUGGAUGAGGGCCAAAUAGCGCGGAAAAAGGACAUCCAAAGCGCCGACGCAACAGCGAGGAAGCUGCAAGGGAAGGUGGCUGCAGGGGGGAGCUGCGUGGUGGUGUCGGCUGCUCUGGUGGCCGUUGCAGCAGCAGCAGCGUAUGCAGCCUUCAACUUGCCACCUCAAGGCGAGUUUAACCUGGAUAUUGAUGCCGUGCUGGCAUUGCUCAAGGGUAAUUAA
Messenger RNA from Closterium sp. NIES-65, 1719 nucleotides. Lineage: Eukaryota; Viridiplantae; Streptophyta; Zygnematophyceae; Desmidiales; Closteriaceae. The record is from the annotation of a GenBank genome assembly.